AUGAAAGCUCAUAAUUUAUUAGGACCACUUGCAUUUUCUAUGUUUGUAAUAGGAGAAAGCCAGGAUACAUUUAGAAUAAACUUCAAGGUUUUAACAGGCAAUGAUAGGAGCGAUCUCUCGUUUUCUGACAGAACGACAUAUAUCAUGAAGAGAGAUUCCUCAGAAAUGGAAUUACAAAACAGACAGACAUUUUACUUGGCUAACAUAAAGAUAGGAUCUAAUGAAGAUGAAGUAGGAGUUUUAGUCGAUACAGGGUCUUCAGACUUGUGGAUUAUGUCCCAUGAUUUGAAUUGUGAAAGUACUUCAUCAUCAUCAAAAAGAGAUAUACUUGUGGAUAGUAAGUUACCAAAUGAGGGAGAUAGUGAUAGAAAGAAAAUAAUAUCGGAAAAUAAUGAUCUAGAACAUCUAGAACACAUUUCCGAAUCAAGUGUUAAGAUUGAAGGCAACGUAAGACAAAUUUUAAAAUCUUCAAAUGAUAAUUGUACGAGAUACGGAUCAUUUAGAGUUUCCAAUUCUAAUUCCUUUAACAGAAAUGAAUCAGCUAAUCCCUUCUCAAUUAAUUAUGCUGAUGGAACGCAUGCACGUGGCUUUUGGGGCACUGAUGAUGUUAGUUUUGGUAAUGUGACGGUAAGGGGAUUAUCAUUCGCAGUUUCAAAUGAUACAAGUUCAGACAUUGGAGUAUUAGGUAUAGGACUUCUGGGAUUAGAAACUACAUAUUCUAGUCAGUAUGGGGGUAAUUACCAAUACGAGAAUUUGCCUUUGAAAUUAAAGAAUCAGGGUACUAUUAAUAAAGCCUUGUACUCGGUUUAUUUGGGUGAAGAAGACUCAAGAACUGGUACUAUCUUAUUUGGAGCAGUUGACUCUGCUAAGUAUUCUGGUGAUUUACAGACAGUUAAGAUAGUAAAUUCUGCGAUAAAUUAUGGUUAUUCGGAACCAAUUAGAAUUGAGGUUAUUGUAAAUGGAAUCACUUUGAAUGAUUCAAAUACUGAAAUUCAGAUAGCGUCAAAUGACUAUACAGCCGUUUUGGAUACAGGAUCGACAUAUUCAUAUUUUCCAAGAUCGCUUUUGACCUCCCUUGGUGAAAGCCUAAAUGGGCAAUUUUCCUCUUCUUUGGGGGCGUAUAUAGUUGACUGUAUUGAUGAUGAUGAUGAUUCUUACGUUGCGAUUGAUUUUAGUGGCUUUAAAAUAAAUGUCCCUUUAAGAAGCUUGAUACAAAGAUACAGUUAUAACCAAUGUUUUUUGAGUGUUUUACAACAAUCAGGCUCAGAUUACAUAUUAUUUGGUGAUAAUGUCUUAAGAAGUGCUUAUCUUGUUUAUGACUUAGACGACUUUGAAAUUUCCAUAGCUCAAGCUAGAUAUACAACCGAGGAAGAUAUAUCAGUUAUUUCCUCGUCCGUUCCAAAUGCUAUUCAGGCCCCUGGAUAUUCAUCAACAUCACUACCUAGUUCAGCAGACGGAUCUGGAGGAAGCGACUCAACAUUUGGCGAUGAUUCUAAUUCGGGCGGAAGGAGUUCUAGUGCUUCAAUGAACAAAGUAUCUAAAGCCAAACUAUAUAGUUUAUUUAUUGGUUUGGGUCUCCUAGUUCCUUUAUCAGUAUAUUAG
This is a messenger RNA of Debaryomyces hansenii CBS767, 1602 nucleotides long. Its product is annotated as pepsin-like aspartic protease. Gene Ontology annotation, molecular function: aspartic-type endopeptidase activity. Lineage: Eukaryota; Fungi; Ascomycota; Pichiomycetes; Serinales; Debaryomycetaceae. The record is from RefSeq and is a predicted model, not a curated record. The coding region runs from base 1 to 1602 and encodes 533 amino acids. The transcript has a single exon. Gene Ontology annotation, biological process: proteolysis.